ACCACCACCACCCCCACUACCACCAACUGUCAUACCCACCUCUCCAUUGAACAAACAAACAAACCCUCCACCGACAACCAACCACCAAAGACCAAAAUGGCAACCGCCAUGGACGCCAUCAUUUCCUAUGAUUCUCUCCCCUACAUUGACACCCCCCCCACGGACUCCGAGCUAGAAUCCAUCAACAAACAAAUAACCUCCGAACUCUCUGCAGACCAUAAGACGACUCCACACCCACGCCUCCCGCCACUCGUGGAGUCAAACUUCCGCCCAGCAACGCAAGCUGAACUCGACAGGAUUGCGGCCGGCAAGCCGUGGGUCGGCGGCAUCGACGUGAGCCGGUACGAGCCGGCAGCGGAGGCCUCGUGCUCUGCGCUCGCAGCUGCGUAUGCCUCCGCCGUCCACGUGGAGGCACGCCUGGAAAACCUAACGCUACUGAACGAGUUCGGGAAGAAUGCGUGGCUCGUGCACAAUUCGCAGUUGGAGGCACUGCUGAAGGGGCUGGAGGAGGAGUUGAUGGAGCUGAAGACCGAGUGCGAGGUCGUCAACAAGGAACGGAAGGGCGUGCAGGUGGACGUGCGGCCCGAGUUGACCGCGCUAGAGGAGAGGUGGAAAAGGGGGAUUGGGAGGGUGUUGGAGGUCGAGGCUGGGGCUGAGGCGGUCCGGCAGGAGAUACUCAAGAGGAGGAGGGAGAAGGCUGAAGUUCUGGACAGUUGAUUGCUCUCUUUUCUUUCUUUUUAAAAAGGGGGGAGCGGGGUUGUUGGAUUUAGGUUUUGCUAUAAAUAUGGGUCGGUUUCUCUGCUUCUGCUGUGUAUUACUACUAGAACUGGAUCUUAUGCCAUGGGUUUUCACAAUUGCGGG
This is a messenger RNA of Tuber melanosporum (Perigord truffle), 861 nucleotides long. RefSeq lists its product as uncharacterized. Lineage: Eukaryota; Fungi; Ascomycota; Pezizomycetes; Pezizales; Tuberaceae. The coding region runs from base 97 to 717 and encodes 206 amino acids. Gene Ontology annotation, biological process: mRNA processing. The transcript is spliced from 2 exons. Gene Ontology annotation, cellular component: precatalytic spliceosome; catalytic step 2 spliceosome; Prp19 complex. The record is from RefSeq and is a predicted model, not a curated record.